GGCACUUUAGAGCUUUGGCCUGGUCUUUAGCUCCCCCCCAGACCCCAGUUCUUUAUAUAUAUAUUUUGACUUUAUUCCAUUUUGUGUCAGAAUUAUGGGAGCCAAGAUUGCCAUAUAAAAAUUCCCUUACACGUUCCCUCUAAUCUGCAACCCCCACCAGUUCCAAAGCCAAACAAAUUUACACCUUCAAACCAUGAAGGGCAAUGAGCAGCAGACCUCUUCAACAUCGUAUGAUCCUUCAAUCAAACCAGAUGCAACAAAAGAAGACACCAGGAGCAAAAGGGCCAAGAAAAAUGACCAUCUUGAUGCAAGAAAAGGGGAGAAUCCCACGUAUCACGGCGUCCGAAGACGCAGCUGGGGCAAAUGGGUGUCCGAAAUUCGCGAGCCCAGGAAGAAAUCAAGAAUCUGGUUAGGCACUUUUGCAACUCCAGAAAUGGCAGCUAGAGCUCAUGAUGUAGCAGCAAUUGCAAUAAAGGGCCACUCCGCUUUCCUCAAUUUUCCAGACUUGGCUCAUCAGCUCCCCCGUCCGGCCUCAAAGUUGCCGAAAGAUAUCCAAGCUGCAGCGGCAAAGGCAGCUGCAUUAGCAGCUCCAACAAGCCAUGAUGAUCGAGAAUUGAGUCCGGACAAGCUAGAAGAGCCUUAUUCUCCCGAGGGUACAGUGACAUCUGACUCUUCAGCUUCUCCAGUACUAAGCCAUAAUGGUAGAGAUGAUGACCCUUUUCUUGACUUGCCUGAUCUUUUCUUCGACCUUAGUGAUCACCAAUUCGAUGAAUUCUGCUACAAAUCGCCCUGGCAGCUCGCUGGUUAUGAAUCUACUCAGGGGGAAUUGUGGACUGAAGAUCUAUUCUUGUGGGAUCAUUGCUAAAUAUAUAAAUACCAAUAAUUAGCGCUACUUGUGAAAAUAAUUUGUUCGUGUAACUAGCUAACCUGAUAAUUCAGAUAAAUUUGGUGGAUGCCUUGUCUUCAAGAAUUCAGCAGUGAUCUUGCUAAAUCUCUGGAAAUUAAACUUGCUUAUUUGCUGAAUUGUGGCUUCAAUAUCUUUUUUUUUUUGUGGUGGCAUUAAUUCCUUGUUAGUGUCCCCCUGUCAUGUAUGUCGUAUAAAACUUACACAAAUAGACCAAAACCCAUUAAUAUUUGUAGUUAGUUUUGGUAGUGCUAGUAAACAAAUUGGCGUCUUCUUCAUCUGUUUAUUCUUCUUGACAGGGAUAUUGUUAUGUAUACUGGGUGCCUCUAUGGAUAAAAGGAAUCUAUUGAUUUGCUGACCAAGCAAGAAAUUGUACCAUGUAUUCAAUGAUGAUAACCCGUGUUAAA
This is a messenger RNA of Coffea arabica (coffee), 1311 nucleotides long. RefSeq names its product ethylene-responsive transcription factor ERF039. Gene Ontology annotation, biological process: regulation of DNA-templated transcription. The record is from RefSeq and is a predicted model, not a curated record. NCBI's taxonomy places the organism in Eukaryota, Viridiplantae, Streptophyta, Magnoliopsida, Gentianales, Rubiaceae. Gene Ontology annotation, molecular function: DNA binding; DNA-binding transcription factor activity.